AUGGUCCGGAUAUCAAUUGUUUCAUUUCCAUUCCUCUCGUUUCGACUUCUCUUAUGUUUCCCAGUUCAGGAUGAUGCAAAGAAGGCAAUUAUUGAACAGUCACCAGCCUUUAUCCGUGUCCCUGAAGGAGAUUCCAUCAAGAUAACUUGCUUGUUAAAAACCGAUGGCGAAGAAGAAGGGGUUUACUUGAUGAGGCUUCAUGCAGCAGACAACAAAGUGGUUUAUGUUCCAAAGGAUGGAAAUAAAAACACCUUUGACAACUUCGUCAGUCGUAUUGAGACCUCAGGCCCAACAAAGAACUUGACAAUAACCCUGCAGCAGCUACGGCAAAACGAUUCAGAUUUAUACUACUGCCUCGGUCUCAUGCACGACGCUAACUUCCAAACUGGGAAGGGAACGGGAACCUUAGUAAUAGUUACAGAUCACAAUAAAAUUACUGAAAAGUUGGAAGCCCCUAUCAGUGGCCAGAAAGGAGACUCCGUCAAUAUAACGUGUGUGACAGAAACUAAGGGGAAGGAUGUAGCGGUCUACUUGAUGAGACAAUAUGUAGAUCCCAAGAAAGUGAUUUAUAUUCCAAGUAAUGGAAAUGCAAUCAUCUCUUCUGCAUUCACCAAUCGCAUUGAGUACUCAGGUCCACCAAAGAACAGGACAAUAACUCUGCAAGAGCUACAGCAAAAUGAUACGGAUGUAUAUGUAUGUGUUAGUGUUGUGCUUACUCCCAAUCUCUAUCUUGUGAAAGAAAUGAGUACCAUCAUGGUGGUUACAGAUGUAUCGCACACACAAAUGAAGAGUGCUCAUUGUGGGCUGGCUUCCUGGGUGCCCUAUGUGCUUGUCGUCUCCUUGGUGUUGACCUUGACUUCCCUAGCUGGCUGUAUCUUGCCACGUGUCAAUAUCAAGAAAUACUUCCAAAAUGAACCAAAUGCAGUUUAUGAAGAGAUGUCCUCCAGCCAUAGACACCGGGUGACAGCCAUAGACAACCCUUAUGAUAAUUGCAAGUAGGUUCCUGACAGCUGGAAGUAUGCACACAUCAACAGCUCCUAUUCCAUGUCUCAUUAAGGGCUUCUUGCUUUUCAGCACUGCAAGUCAUGCUGCACUGGAACUGACCUUUAUUCUUAAAAAAACCCUGUUUUUUCCUAUGUUAUUUUAUUAACUUCCUAUGUUAUUCCUGUUAUUUUAUUAACUUCCGAUUUUGCUGUUUCAACCUCGAGAUUGCUUGAAAUGAAACGGCCGGUGAAAUUUUGCACAGCCCUACAAAGUACAUUCAAGUCUUGUACUA
Messenger RNA from Alligator sinensis (Chinese alligator), 1276 nucleotides. It is a transcript of the gene CD7, whose product is annotated as CD7 molecule. The transcript is spliced from 5 exons. Lineage: Eukaryota; Metazoa; Chordata; Crocodylia; Alligatoridae. The record is from RefSeq and is a predicted model, not a curated record. Gene Ontology annotation, molecular function: signaling receptor activity. Gene Ontology annotation, biological process: adaptive immune response. Bases 1 to 999 code for a protein of 332 amino acids. Gene Ontology annotation, cellular component: membrane.